AUGAGUGUCUUUCAGAAUGGCGCUGCUCCCCCACGAGCGAUGGACGAUGAAUCUGACGUCGAGGAGGAGGCUCUCGUUGCCGACUACAGAGAGCAGGUUCAAUACGAAGGAAUGGAAGAGUUGGAGCAAGUUACUUCGCUGAGCAUUGCACAACAGGCAGACGAUAUACAGUCAAGACUCGCUGCUGCUGCCCAGCCUUUGGACUUCUCCCCUCCUCUCGAGGUCAAAUUUGCCAGCUACGACAACUACUGCAGUCUGUUCCACUUCAUCCUGAACUCUGAUGGGCCUGUUGACCUUGAACCACCCUCGUACUACUGGGCAUGGGAUGUCAUUGACGAAUUUAUUUACCAAUUCAACUCCUUCUGCGCCUACAGAAAUCGCGUCGCGCGCCAAGGGACCAACGAGGAGGAGAUCCAAAUUCUCCGCGAAGCACCAAAUACAUGGGGCUGCUACAGCGUUCUCAACGUCCUAUACUCUCUCAUCCAGAGAUCUCAGAUCAACGAGCAACUUGCUGCAAUGAAGCGCAAUGAGGAGCCUAUGGCGGUGGCCGGUGACUAUGGCUCAAAACCUUUGUACCGAAUGUUGGGUUAUUUCUCAAUCAUUGGUCUCUUGAGAGUCCACUGUCUCCUCGGUGACUUCAGUCUUGCACUGAAAACACUGGAUGAUAUUGAACUCAAUAAGAAAGCCAUGUUCGCCCGCGUUAUGGCUGCGCACUUCACCACUUACUACUAUGUCGGCUUCUCCUACAUGAUGAUGCGACGAUACGCAGAUGCCAUCCGCAUGUUCAGCCACAUCUUGAUCUACGUCUCAAGAACGAAGAACUUCCAAAAGAGCGCACAAUACGACUCGAUUUCAAAGAAGAACGACCAGAUGUACGCUCUCAUCGCUAUCUGCGUGGCCUUCCAUCCCACCAGACUCGACGAUACCAUCCACACAGCUUUACGGGAGAAGUAUGGUGACCAGCUCUUGAAGUUGCAGCGUGGUGGACCCGAAUCCCUUCCGGUCUUUGAGGAGUUGUUCCGCUCUUCUUGCCCGAAGUUCAUCUCCCCUACACCUCCGGACUUCGACAACCCAGAGCUCAACGUUGACCCCCUUGAGCACCAUCUCGCCAUCUUUAUGGACGAGGUCAAGACCAAUAUGUGGAGCCCAACUGUCAAAUCAUACCUUCGCCUCUACACUACAAUGGAUCUGAAGAAGUUGGCUGGCUUCCUUGAGGUGGAGCCUGAGAAGUUGAGAAGCUGGCUGCUGGUGAACAAGCAGAGAAGCAGACAGAUCCGGUGGGUGGAUAAUGGUCUGUUGGAUGGAGAGGUUGUAGGAUCCGGGGAUCUUGACUAUGCGAUGCAGGGGGAUCUGAUCCAUAUUUCGGAAGCCAAGGUGGGACGUAAAUUGGUAGACUGGUAUCUCCGCAACCUGGCUCGGACAUACUAG
Molecule: messenger RNA, 1428 nt
Organism: Amorphotheca resinae ATCC 22711
Lineage: Eukaryota; Fungi; Ascomycota; Leotiomycetes; Helotiales; Amorphothecaceae
Exons: 3
Coding region: 1-1428 (475 amino acids)
Biological process (GO): translational initiation
Cellular component (GO): eukaryotic translation initiation factor 3 complex; cytoplasm
Molecular function (GO): translation initiation factor activity
Source: RefSeq, a predicted model, not a curated record